AUAUGGAUAGGAUAGUGGAAUGCAAGGAUUGUGUAAGGCUUGGGUUCAAUUCAAUGUGUGCAUCUGCUUCCCAUCUCAUGAUUGAAUAAACAACCGGUGUUGUGUGAUAAGGAAUUUAUUUUAUAAAAAUUAUUAUUUAUAAAAUUUUAAUUUGUUUAAAUCUCCUGUGCAUCAUGUUUGUGCCUAGGUUUAAAAAUAGACUUUAAUUCUUUAUUGCAUUGGUUGUUAUCAAUUAAUCCAAAUUAAUUUUUUGGUUAUAUUUGGCUUUUUUUAUACACCACUUGUCAAGAUGAUCAAAGACAGUGAUGUAAUUUUCUCAUCCUUGAAAAAUAUUAUUGACGAAAGGAGGAACACAAGUGACUUUAUGUGGGUUUCGAGAGAAAUAGAUUGGGCUAAAUCGUAUCGACAAAACCAUGACACCAGCAACCCUUACAAGUUUCAAUAUGACGUUUUGAAGAGUAGUAAAAUAAAAAAAUUGAUCGAAGAUGUGAGCAAGGAACAGAAUAUUGCAGAGUCGCAAGUUGAGAGAAGAGUGAUUGAAUUGCUGAAGGAGAUCGGCCACUCACGAGAUCCUGCCACCCUGCGGGUUGUUGGUUUGGUGUUUGUCAAAGCUGCCAAGAAAAUAUUUGAUGGCAUCUAUGUUAACGAAGAUAGACUUUUGGAGAUAAAAAAGAACAUGGGAAGCAACCCUGUGGUAUUUGUGCCAAGCCAUAGGAGCUACUUUGAUUUCUGCAUGAUGUCAUUUAUAACAUUCACGUACGAAAUUGAAACACCUUGUAUCGCUGCUGGCAUGGACUUCAUGUCGAUGUUUCUGAUGGGAGAAAUACUGCGGAAAUGCAACGCGUUCUACAUGAGACGUUCGUUUGGAGACGACCACCUCUACCGAACGGUAUUCCAAGAAUACGUGCGCCAUCUGGUCACAGCCGGUGAUUUGCCGGUCGAAUUCUUCAUCGAAGGCACCAGGAGUCGGUCAUCCAAGUCGCUUCCACCCAAAUUCGGCUUGCUGACAAUGCUCCUGGAAUCGUUCUUCACGGGUGAAGUACCUGAUAUAACAUUCCUACCGGUCAGCUUCACCUAUGAUCACAUCGUUGAGGAAGGCCUAUUCGCUCGUGAAUUAUUGGGUGUACCAAAACCAAAAGAAUCAACAUCUAGGUUUCUCAAAGCCAUGAAUUUGAUAAACGAUGUUCAUUAUGGUAACGUAUAUGUUAGUUUUGGUGAACCAAUUUCAUUCAGAAAAUACGUGACCGACACCCUAGGAAAGAAGUUGAGUUUUGUCCACCGAAAUCCAUCUCAAGAAACUAGUCAAACUGUCGAAUUCGGACAUCAUAUCAUUGACAGCCAGCAGAAGAACAUGGUGAUUACGUGCUUCCACCUGGUGGCGAUUGUGAUGAGCAACCACUGCCUGGUGGGCGCCGCUGGCAAAAGCCUGCAGCUGGAGCAGGCGAGCCGGGAGGUGGCGUGGCUGGCAGCCGUGUUGAGUGCUUUUGGCGCAGUGGUGCAGCCGGUGCCUCAUAGGGCCGCCGCCGCCCUCGUCGCCCACACAGUCAGCCAGCAUCACUCGGUCAUCACUGUCAGCGACACAGGUGCUCUCACGCUCACCGACGCCCGUCUAGAUCCGAAGCCCUUCACCACCUGCACUUGGAAAGGUCAUCAGCUACAAGAAGACAUAGUGCGUUCUGCGUAUCCAAUGGUUGUUCUACAAUUGUACAUUAACCAUUGUAUGCAUUUCCUAGUCAGCCCAGGAAUAAUUACAGUCAUAAUGCAGCAUCUAGGAGAAGAUGGGCGCAUAACCAAACAUGAACUGUUUGAAAAGUACAAGUUUGUUUGCAGUUUAAUGACUAACGAAUUUGUUUUCUUCAGGCCUUGGGCAGAAAAGACAUUUGAAGAUGCUCUACUGAAAUUGGAACUAGUCAGUAUAAUUGAAGGAGAUAGUUUGAAACUUGGAAACCACCGUAAGCUGCAAGCAUUGCUCUGCAACCUGAUGUAUCCGUUCUUCUCAGGAUAUCUAACAAUCUGCAAGUGCCUGCAAAUCCUGGAUGAAAAAGAUGUGUGGACAGAGAAGCAGCUGAUGACCACACUACAGGCCAAGAUAGAAGGCGAGCUGAAAAGUGGCCACAUUCAGCAUCCUUAUUGCUUAUCACUCGAUCUCAUUUCAUCAUGCAUCGCCUCACUCACUGUUAAAGGAGUACUUAAUAGGAGCCGAGUGAACGGCGUAGUUAACUAUUCUGUGAAAAAAGAUGAUAUCAUUCAUGUCACUAAAGAACUUGAAUGUCUGACGAUUGUGCCAAUCAAGUAUUCAUACGACAAGGACAGUGCCUCACUGGAACUGGACACCUACAAAGCGCUGACUGUCUCCGAAUUGGUGGCUGUCCAAGGACUAUCUUCGAAGCUCUAACCUGCUAUUCCAAUCGGAUCAAUUUUGAAAUUAUAUAUGUAAAGCAUUGCAUUGUUGCAUCACUGUGUCAAUAUUGUUUGAUUUUGAAUUUGACCAAAAAUUGGCUUUUUAUGAACUGAAAUAUUGUUUUCUAAUAAUAUCCAGAUGUGAACACCACCUGAGUCUGAGGAAUAUCCAAUAUUCUUCUGGGAUAAACUUCCAAUUUCUUGAUAUUUGAAAUGAUAACUUAUAAAAUGUCAUCAUUUGAAGAGAGCCUAUAUUAUUUAUUUUCAGAUUAUUUGUAUUUGUCUGCAUCCAAAUUUCUCUCAAUAGCUUUGCAUGCCUUUGUUGACAUCAUAGUGUAACCGGAAACUUUACUGUUUGUGUUGAAAAAAUAUUAUGUAUAAAUCUUAGUUGAUUACAUGAAAAUUAUGUAAGUAGCUUUCACAAGGCAUAACGACUUUAAAGCGUCAUAAUAAGAAUACAUAGUAUUUAAUGUAUGUACAUAAUGGCCCA
This is a messenger RNA of Nilaparvata lugens (brown planthopper), 2890 nucleotides long. It is a transcript of the gene Dhap-at, whose product is annotated as dihydroxyacetone phosphate acyltransferase. Gene Ontology annotation, molecular function: glycerone-phosphate O-acyltransferase activity. The transcript has 14 exons. The coding region runs from base 290 to 2395 and encodes 701 amino acids. Gene Ontology annotation, biological process: ether lipid biosynthetic process. Lineage: Eukaryota; Metazoa; Arthropoda; Insecta; Hemiptera; Delphacidae. The record is from RefSeq and is a predicted model, not a curated record. Gene Ontology annotation, cellular component: peroxisomal membrane; mitochondrial membrane.